AUGUCGCUUCUUACGAAAAUCGGGGCCAAGACUGUAUUGGGUCUUUUGAAGAUUUCGCAACUCACGGUGUGGCAUGAGCGGAGGCCGGUGUGGAGGAAGCCUGGCUGGGGUAGCGCCUCCCACCAUUUAACAGCCAUGUCAAGGCGCAACCUGGAUAAGUACUAUUCCAUAUAUAGCAGUAAACCACGCGGAGUUAUUUUUAAUCACCCCGAAGUGCAAGCCUCACUCGGCUUUCAGCCCGGUUUUAAGCGCUUAUCUCCGGAUGACCCCUCCAUGCAUGGUCCAGAUAUAACGGCAUAUGUCAGACAGGUUCGCUGA
Aspergillus niger is the source of this 318-nucleotide messenger RNA. RefSeq lists its product as hypothetical. The transcript is spliced from 3 exons. NCBI's taxonomy places the organism in Eukaryota, Fungi, Ascomycota, Eurotiomycetes, Eurotiales, Aspergillaceae. Bases 1 to 318 code for a protein of 105 amino acids. The record is from RefSeq and is a predicted model, not a curated record.